AUGAUAGCCACCAACAACAACAACAAAUCGCCGGCCGCUUCUCCUAGGAAGCCAACGGCAACUGUGGGAGACUCUCCUGCCAAGAAUAACAGCACCAGCAAGAGCUCGUCUUCGAAGGUCAUUGAUGCCUUGCAGUCGACAAUUGACUCGUUGACUGUGGAAAUCACCACUUUAAAGACGACAAACCAAGAACUCUCGAGGAAAAACCUGAUUGUCACUUCGAAAAACGACUCGUAUGUGGACCAAGUGGCCAAUUUGAAACACGAAAACGACAUGUUGUCUGCCUUGCUCAAGAGGAAAGAGCGUAGAAUCUUGGAUUUGGAAAACCAGAAUGACGAGUUAUCCAACUCGGUGCAAGGUUUGACCAUGCUGAAUAAGCAGAUGAAAGUUCGAUGCGAUAAGUUGGAAGAUAACAGCAUGACUUCGAUUGCAGAACACGAAAGAUUGAAGAUAAGCUACGACGCCUUGGUGCUCAGUUGCAAGGAGUACAAACUGCAUUAUAAACUGGAAUUGGACACUUUACAGAAAAAUUUCGAUUUGUAUAAGGACGAAAACCAAGCUAAAUGGAACCAGUUGCUGGAUCUGUUGAAGAGCAACGAUAGAGAUAUCGACACGUUGCUUGAGAGUUUGAACAAUAAAAAAAAGUCAAUGGACAACAUCUAUGUCAAUAAAAAUCAGAAAAUUUUGACCCUUUUGGCAGGGUUGGCCAAAGUGGUCAAAUUGCAUGGCCAAGAAAGCAAGGAUAUCCUUGGCCAAAACGCCAAUGUUGUGGAGAAGUUAUUGGAAAUCCGCCCUGAAUUGCAAUCGGAAAUAUCGCAAAGAGAAGCAACAACAGUCGACAUUAAGGCCAUCAUCGAUGGCUCGAGAGCUGUGCUCAAUGAAGAAGAGGAACCUACGUUGGUGGUGACGCGAGAGAUGGAGAGCAGUGAAAAGAAUUUACUACAUUCAGCUCCAAGAAAAACCUUGCCCUUGCAUCAUUCAAACGCGGCUGCCAAUGGUAGUCAAAAUAACCAACAAAAGAGGAGGUCAAAGAGAUACAGCUCGAACAACUCUUUUGAAAAUGGGUCGGGGUUCCAGCCAAACAACUACCAACAGCACCUGCAGUAUGGCUAUCGUUCAAGUAGCAACCCCCCUCACCUCCACAACUCAAACAGUUCCGCCCAGGUGACUCAUAAUCAUAGUCAUAAUUCUAGUCAUAGUCAUAGUCAUAACCAUAAUCAUGGUCAUACAUACACCCAGCAUCAGCAUAGGCACUCGAGCCAGAGUUUGCCCAAAAAGCUGCCUACUAUCAACAACAACAUUGCCAAUCUCCCCAAAUCCAAUGCCAACACCCAAAACAACUCCAACACCAACUCUAACGCCAACGCUAACACCAUCGCCGGUGGAGGUGGUGAUCGGAGUUAUAGAAGACGGUCUGGUCAAUUCCACAAGAGGACAACGUCUCAAGCAUAA
This is a messenger RNA of Lodderomyces beijingensis, 1452 nucleotides long. The record is from the annotation of a GenBank genome assembly. Lineage: Eukaryota; Fungi; Ascomycota; Pichiomycetes; Serinales; Debaryomycetaceae.